AUGAUUUCUGACUACGAUGCUCUUUUGCAAUUCAACAAAAAACCUGUUUCGCAAGAAAUGAUUCAGUUCUUAGCCACUUCUACUGCUUCCAUAAUUAAAAUCAGGGAAAAUAAUAAUCCAAUCCAAGGAUGUCGCCCACCAGACUUAUCUAUCUUCAUUAAAAACGUGGUAAUUCAGUCAAAUGUUCAAACACCAACUUUAAUGGCCACAUCAGUUUAUUUAAACAAACUGAAAAGCGUAAUACCAAAAAAUGUGUACGGUAUUAACACCACAAGACAUCGGAUAUUUCUCGGAUGCUUGAUAUUAGCUGCCAAAACUCUGAACGAUUCUUCUCCCUGGAACAAACACUGGACCACGUACACAGAAGGUUUACUCAGAAUACGUGAGGUGAAUACCAUCGAACGAGAACUAUUAGAAUAUUUAAAUUGGGAUGUGAGGAUAACUACACCGGAUUUGAUUGAUUCUCUUUCUUACUUCCUCGGGCCUAUCAAGGAACAACUAUUUUUACAAAGGAGACAAGAAAUGCUGUUGUUCAAUGCACCAAGUCCCGGCCAACUGAAAGAAUAUAUAAAUCAUAGAAGACCGGUUUCGCAUUCUAGAACUUCUUCUGCUAUAUCGGUUCCUUCACUGACAUCCAUGGCAACAGUUUCGACAACAGACUCAAGGUCUUCUCUACUGGCAAAAUACCAACCGUCCCUACCGUUGGUGGAAUCUGACAACUUCAACAAAAAAAAUCAUGUGCCGUUAAGGAAUAAUAACGAUAUCUGUAAUAAUUUCAGGGCAGAGGAAAACAUACACUCAGUAAACCAUAUUGAUGUAACAAUGGGAAGUUCACCAGUAAUGUCGCAUAAGCCCACAAUUCACCAACGGUUAAAUUUUACAAGGAGGGGCUGGUCAUCGUUUUUCAAGCAAUAA
This is a messenger RNA of Saccharomyces cerevisiae S288C, 915 nucleotides long. RefSeq names its product Pcl9p (gene PCL9). Lineage: Eukaryota; Fungi; Ascomycota; Saccharomycetes; Saccharomycetales; Saccharomycetaceae. The record is from RefSeq and is marked reviewed. Gene Ontology annotation, cellular component: incipient cellular bud site; cyclin-dependent protein kinase holoenzyme complex. Gene Ontology annotation, molecular function: protein kinase binding; cyclin-dependent protein serine/threonine kinase regulator activity. The transcript has a single exon. The coding region runs from base 1 to 915 and encodes 304 amino acids. Gene Ontology annotation, biological process: regulation of establishment or maintenance of cell polarity; regulation of cell cycle.